AGUUCCCCCUGUUUCUUUUGACUAUGAAAUGAGCUUAUAAACAUCGCUUUCUUGAACCAUUUCUAUGCUGCGUCAAAUAUAUUUUAAUUUCAGACCAUUUAGAAAAAAGAGAAAAAAAACAUAAUUAGCAUUUAAAUCUUUCUCCGAGGUUCUCUCUCUCUCUCCCUCCAUCGCUCUUUCUCCCUUGCUCUCUCUCUAGCGGACUCUGCAUGUCUCGGUCGCUAAGGCAACCAAUGCUUUUUUUUUCCCUUGCUCUCCGUAUCUCCCCCUUUCUCUCAGUCUCAUUCCCUCUCUCCACUCGCCAGAGGUAGGCACUGAUUUGCGUCGGGAGUGCUUGAGUGACAUUUGGUUGGCAUUUGCGCAAGAUAGUAGUAGAUGGGAAGUUGGCUCAAAGUGUCAUUCCCAAGUAUUGGCCGCGUGUGUGACGUAGCUAAUCAUGAUUUAUGGGGUUGGCUGUGAAUGCGUGCGACCGGACCGGACGGUCAGUGUGUACUUUUGGACGUUUUUCGGGUACAGAUUUGAGAGAUCGUCUGCCGCCUAAUUGAGUGUUCAAACUCAAAAUGGCUGGCGGGAGUGUGUAUAUUUAGAAUAGAUUAGAGCGCGGGAUAUUUGUCGAUCUUAUCGCUGCGUGGAUUGAAGAAAAAAAGAUGGACCUUCCCUCUUUGUUUUCCUCUUUUUUGCCCCACUUGUCUCCUUUUUCAGAAAUGAUCAGCGUGGUGGAGUGUCAGUGAACACAGCGAAGCGAUGGAGAGAUGCUCCAUCGCUCCUGUCGCACGACUGACCGCCCUCAUCUCCCUCGUCCUGGUCGCCCUGGUGACGCAGCCCUCCACCUGUCACCGUGACGACGAGGCCGAGGGGCAGGUGGACGCCCUCUCGGCCCAGUUGUCCGUCACUACCCAGGUGACGCCCACUCCUCUUUGGGCAGUGGUCUGGGGGCCCACGCAACCCUCGGAGGAUGAGACCUACCACGUCCUUUCGAGCCAGGAAACUGAGCACCUGCACCAGCACGGGAGCCAGCGGGAGCCCAGCACCACUGUUGCCAUUUCAUCUGAGGACUGGCUGUACCCUGACGCGGUCACACAUCCCGAAGAGAACGCCCCCCCGGAGUUGUGGAACCGAGAGGGCGUGGAGGACGGCGGGGCAAAGGAGGCCGAGUUGGAGGAAGUGGACCCUCAGUUCUACGUCACUGUGACCAUCUCCUCUCUGCUUAUCCUCACUGCAAUCAUCAUCACGGCAAAACUCUGUUACGAUCGCAACUGUUCCCGGCACCCGCCCCCGCUCUCCCGCGGCGUGGCGCCCCCCCUCUCCCGUGCGCUGCCGUGCUCCCUGGCUUCCGAGGAGAGCCGCCAGACGCUGCACAGCACCUCCUCCUCCUUCGCCGACCGCGAGAGGAUCCCGGUCGUGAACCUCUGAGGUGGCUCUUUUCCAUAUGGUGAACACUUCCACGGAGCCUCCAGAAUUUUACUUUCCCGCCUGCAGCAGCGUUUUUCAUUUUCUGUGAAAUACGUUCAGGGGCUGCAGGUAUUCAAGCUGCCACGCAAACUUCUUGGCUUCCCUGAGGUCUUCAACCUAAACUCAUCACGCCCGCCUCUUUCUUUCUUUCCUUCUUUCCCUACUUCCAUCCCUCCCCGUGUGCUCGGCGUAAAUUUCCUCUGAGUGGCUGUCGCCGCCCCGAGCUGCGCCAAACGCGGACCGGCCGUGACAAAUUUACAUACAAACAAUUUAACAGCCGUGGAGCAUUCCGUUUGGGGGCCCAACUCCCGUCCAGCGCUUCUACUCACAAAGCUACACGUCGGAACAGCGCUCACGAUUCUCAUGCUACAAGAUCUGUUUUUCUCUCUUGUAAAACGAGGCUCUCAAAUUCUUUUAACGGUUACAACUCAUAACUGAGUGAUGUGUGACAUAUUACAUGCAUGCAAUUGGCCCUGCAUUUAUUACAUUGGUGCCUUGAGAUACGAGUGAGCCGGAUAUUGGUUUUAAUUUUUUUAUUUUUUGUACUUUGUUGGUCAAGCAAACAUUUUAUAUGCUAACGCUAUGAGGUGGCAGUCAACGCAACUCAACUAGACAAGAUGCAGUCAUUUGGCAGAUAGUGAACACUUGAUCAAAAAAAAGAGGCUUCCAACCAUUUAUGCCACUCCCAGUAGAAGUUUACUGUCAAACAUAAAACAAAGCUAAUUAAACGUGUCUUUAUAACAACCACAUAACGUUGCCGUAUGUCUGCUCACGUAAUGGGAAACCAUCGAUGUGCUAACGCAGUGGUUCUAAAACUUUUUUUGCAAUGCUUCCCCCCCCCCCCACACACACACACAUUAAUUUGUUUGCAAAUAAUCAAAAUCAACAAAAACAUGAACAACAGCCGGUUGUAACUUAAAGGUCCACUGUCACGAAAUACACGAUUUUUGGUAUGUUAUUCAUGAAAAAAAGGCAGCCGGAAUGGACCCAUCCGUUUUUUAACCACAAAAUAUGAUUUUGAUGUAUAUGGCUUUUUGUAUAACUAACUGCCAUGAAAAUCCUCCCGAGGGAUAUGAAAAGUGUCCAGGGUAGUUCAUAGUACCCCCGUCAUAACGAGAAAACCAAACCAAGAUUAUCAAUGUGACAGUGUUUCAACACUUGAAGCAACGGGUGUUUGGGAAAAAAACAGUGCACCAUCAUAUGUAAACAGACCAUAUAACGGUACUCAAAAAAAAGACAAAUCAAUACUAAAGAUUAUUGAGACAUUUGCAGUAGUUAAACGAAACUCUUAAUUUGUUUGCAUGACUAUUCCACUGCUGCCUGGCGGCUAGGUCGUCCCAAGCAGAAGCAGCUGCAAUCAAUUCAUCACGAAGCAAAAAGUCUUUGAUUCAUUACAUUCAAGUGUUAUGUUUUUAUAAAGUACAAUAUUUAAGGAUCCAGAUAUUUUGUUAUUUUUCGGGGGGAGGUUCAAACAGAUUGACAUUUCCAUUAAUUUCAAUAGAGAAAUAUGAUUUUGAGUUAGGGCUGCACCAUUAUGCCUAAAAUAAUAAUUACGAUUAUUUUGAUCAAUAUAGUAAUCUUCAUGUUUAGGAAAAAUCCUUAUUUUUACUGCACUACUUUUCAACAAACGAUAUGAAACAGUUUUUGUUGGAAAAUGAAUUUUUAAAUAGAUAAUACAAAAAAUAAAUGUACCUCCAAAAAUUCUACUUUAGCAAGGGGUAACUGAAUUAUUAUAUGAUUAUUAAGUGUAUUCCUAAAUUGCAACUUAAUGCACAGGGCGCAAUAAGGCUGCAUUUGCAAAUCCCCGUCGUCAAUAUAGUGAAAUGUCAAGGACGCAACGUCAGUCGUGCACGGUCAAAAACUGCAAACAACUCGACUGUUAUGAUUUCCCUCCCUACUCUGGUGUUUUUUUUUUUGUUUUUUUUUUUACUGCAGUCAGUCGCGUAGCACGGUGGCGGCCCUUAAUGAAGCCUUAACCUUAAUUAAACCUUCGACUCGGUACAAUGUAAACAUGGUGAAGCAGGGUUUAGCAAUUAUGCUGCAAACAAAUAGAAUAAAUUGCCAACAGAAGUGGCAUCAGCCCCCCCUCCCAGGUUAAAAACUUUACAGCAUUCCCACUUUUAAAUAUUUCUUGCACUGUAUGGUGUUUUAAUUGUCCUUUUAGUUUUUCUCUUUGUUUGAAAUGUUUAGAGGCGUUUUUUUCCUCUGUUUUAAUAAAUGUGUUUAUAAUCAUGUAAUGCACGUUGAGUUAGCUUGCCUAUGAUAUACGGCAUAUCAAUACAUUUACUUUGCUUAAUCGUAUGUUCGCCCCCUAGUGGCUGACUGACUAAGUUUGCAUUUACAUUUUACAUUUUAAAAAAUGCUCACGACCUUAUAAUCGUAGCAGACAAAAUCGCAGUCAUGAUUAAAAUUCGAUUCAUGGUGCGCCCUAAUUUGAAUUAUGCUUGUUUUGAGUUAUGAGCUUGGUCACUGAAUGAAUUCGUAACACUCGUAACUCAGAGCACCAAUGUACGGU
Syngnathoides biaculeatus (alligator pipefish) is the source of this 3967-nucleotide messenger RNA. It is a transcript of the gene pianp, whose product is annotated as PILR alpha associated neural protein. The record is from RefSeq and is a predicted model, not a curated record. Lineage: Eukaryota; Metazoa; Chordata; Actinopteri; Syngnathiformes; Syngnathidae. Gene Ontology annotation, cellular component: membrane. Gene Ontology annotation, biological process: regulation of immune response. Bases 745 to 1413 code for a protein of 222 amino acids. The transcript has 5 exons.